AUGGACAAGCUCUCCUCCCUCGCCAAAUUCAAGGCCUCGUGCCCCUACCUUGGACGCACCAAAACCUCGACUCUCCGCACCCUCUGCACCUCGGCCUCCCCUCGCUACCCUUCUCUCUCCAAACUCACUGAGAAGGCUGCGAAAUGCCCCAUCAUGGGCCCUGCCCUCCAGUUGCGUUCCUCCCAGAUGGUUGCAGGUUACGCCAGCGUUGCAGGCAAGACUGAGGUCGACGAAAUUCACCACCACCAGGGUGUGUUCCCCGUCCCUACCGGUGACAACAUCCAGAAGUGUCCCCACGCGUCCAAGGCAAUCGCUGCCGCCCGCAUGGCAGAGGACCUGACCAAACUCAAGGAGAAAAGCGCCGCGAAAGCUGCCCAGGGUUCCUCCACGUCCAAGGCUGCUACCGCUGGCUGCCCCUUCCACGCAGCCCAGGAGGGGAAAGACAAAAAGUCUGCUCCGACCGACCGCUACAACUACGAGAAAUUCUACAUGGACGAGUUGGAGAAGAAACACAAGGACGCGUCCUACCGUUACUUCAAUAACAUCAACCGGCUCGCGACCAAGUUCCCGAUCGCUCACACCGGGGAUCCUAAGGACGAAGUCGAAGUUUGGUGCGCCAACGACUACCUUGGAAUGGGCAAUAAUCCGGUCGUGCUCGAGACCAUGCAUCGUACCUUGAAUACCUAUGGUCAUGGCGCCGGUGGGACUCGUAACAUCGCUGGAAACACCGGGAUGCAUCUUGCGCUCGAGCAAGAGCUCGCCAACUUGCAUCGCAAGCCCGCAGCCCUCGUCUUUUCGUCAUGCUACGUGGCGAACGACGCGACGCUCGCGACCUUGGGGUCUAAGUUACCGGGAUGCGUCUAUUUCUCGGACAGCAUGAACCAUGCGUCUAUGAUCCAGGGGAUGAGGCACUCUAGUGCAAAGCGCGUCAUUUUCAAGCACAAUGACAUGGAGGAUCUCGAGAGCAAAUUGGCUCAGUACCCCAAGGAGACCCCGAAGAUCAUCGCGUUCGAGAGUGUCUACUCCAUGUGCGGGACCAUUGGUCCUAUCGCCCAGAUCUGCGAUUUAGCCGAGCAGUACGGCGCAUUGACCUUCCUCGACGAGGUCCAUGCUGUCGGUCUGUACGGGCCCCGCGGUGCUGGCGUCGCCGAGCAUCUCGAUUGGAACCUCCACAAGCGCGCCGCACAGAGUUCUGAGCCUAUCAAAGGCACGGUGAUGGAUCGCGUUGACAUCAUCACUGGCACCCUUGGCAAGGCUUACGGCGCUAUUGGCGGUUACAUCGCAGGUUCCACCGAUUUCGUCGACAUGAUUCGGUCGUAUGCUGCUGGCUUCAUCUUUACGACCUCACUUCCGCCGGUGAACGUGGCCGGUGCACGCGCCAGCAUCUCGUACCAAAAGGAGUAUCUCGGUGACCGUCAGCUUCAGCAGAUUAACGUGCGCGAGAUGAAGGCCCGCUUCGAGGCUAUCGACAUCCCUGUUGUUCCUGGUCCCUCGCACAUCCUCCCCGUUCUCGUCGGCGAUCCCGCUCUUGCCAAGCUCGCUUCGGACACACUCCUUUCGAGACACAACAUCUACGUGCAGUCGAUCAACUAUCCUACGGUUGCUCGUGGCGAUGAACGCCUACGCUUCACGGUCACCCCCGGACACAACCUCGACCAGAUUAUCCACGUCGUGAAGGCGGUCGACCAGACGUUUACGGAGCUUGGCUGCAAGCGCACGUCGGACUGGCGCGCUGAGGGCGGUCGCGCGAACGUGGGCAUGCCCAACGCGCAGCCGGUGCACCCGAUCUGGGAGGAGACGCACCUCGGUCUGUUGGACGGUACUGCGCCUCGCGUUCUGCGGGCCGGUGACAAGGGUGUUGUGGAUACUCGGGCUGUUAGGGUCACUCGUGAGAAAUUCAACGACCUCCUCGGUCCCUACGUGGAGCCUGGAGUAAACAGGGCGUCCGUGAUGGAGAAUUUGGCCGUUCCUGGUUUGACACUUCCGGUGGAGUCGUUGCAUGCACCCAUUCCUGUUGCAGUCGCUGCUUGA
This is a messenger RNA of Sparassis crispa, 2031 nucleotides long. Its product is annotated as 5-aminolevulinate synthase, mitochondrial. Gene Ontology annotation, molecular function: 5-aminolevulinate synthase activity; pyridoxal phosphate binding. NCBI's taxonomy places the organism in Eukaryota, Fungi, Basidiomycota, Agaricomycetes, Polyporales, Sparassidaceae. The coding region runs from base 1 to 2031 and encodes 676 amino acids. Gene Ontology annotation, biological process: heme biosynthetic process. The record is from RefSeq and is a predicted model, not a curated record. The transcript has 3 exons. Gene Ontology annotation, cellular component: mitochondrion.